Maniola jurtina (meadow brown) is the source of this 1745-nucleotide messenger RNA. RefSeq lists its product as uncharacterized. Bases 369 to 1358 code for a protein of 329 amino acids. Lineage: Eukaryota; Metazoa; Arthropoda; Insecta; Lepidoptera; Nymphalidae. The transcript is spliced from 4 exons. The record is from RefSeq and is a predicted model, not a curated record.
AGACACUGUCAUGGUCAUAUCAAAAAGUAUCCUCUACUGAGUAAUUUUGGAAAAAUAUUGGUCGACUCACAAUUAAGAUUAUCUGGUGUAAAAGGAAAAGGUUCUAGAUACACAGACGAUGAAAAAUUUUUUGCACUUUCUUUGUAAUUGAGUCCAAGUAAAUCUACUAUAGGUUCUUUGUUAAAUAACAUCCCUUUGAGACCAGGUAUUAAUGAAUUUAUAUUUCAGCAUUUGGCAGAUGCAGCUAAAAACAAAAAUUCAAUGGGAUUGCAGUGUGUAUUGCUGUUUGAUGAAAUGGCAAUGAAUAAAAAUUUUUCAAUUUUCAUACUGGGGUUUUGAAGAUCUAGGAGGUGGUGAACGCACUAAUAAUGUUGCUGACAAAGCUGGUUUUUAUGUUGCGUGGUAUAUUUUCAAAUUGGAAAAUACCCAUAGCUUUUAAUUUUGUUCGUGAUGGAAUUAAAACAUUUCAUUUAAAAAAGAUACUGAAAGAGCCGAUUGCAGCAAUAUUUAAAUCAGGAUUUAUUUUGAGAUGUACUGUCUCAGAUCAAGGCUCAGCGAAUGUUGCAGCAAUAAAUUCAUUAAUAGCUGACACACGCGAAGAUAUUCUUCGUAGUGGUAAUGAUGACCCAAAUAUCUUUCAUUAUAUGAUAGACAAAAAAAAAUUAUACCACAUGUAUGAUGUUCCACACCUACUAAAAUGUUUUCGCAAUAAUUUCCAGAAGAAUGACUUGCUGAUUGGAACCCAGCGUGCUCAAUGGAACUACAUCGAAAUGGUGUAUGCUUCAGAUGGCGCACAGGGUCGUGCGAGAACUACCAAAUUAACCGACAAGCAUAUUAAACCAAACAUUUAUGACAAAAUGAAGAAGAAUGACUUGCUGAUUGGAACCCAGCGUGCUCAAUGGAACUACAUCGAAAUGGUGUAUGCUUCAGAUGGCGCACAGGGUCGUGCGAGAACUACCAAAUUAACCGACAAGCAUAUUAAACCAAACACUUAUGACAAAAUGAAGAAGAAUGACUUGCUGAUUGGAACCCAGCGUGCUCAAUGGAACUACAUCGAAAUGGUGUAUGCUUCAGAUGGCGCACAGGGUCGUGCGAGAACUACCAAAUUAACCGACAAGCAUAUUAAACCAAACACUUAUGACAAAAUGAAGAAGAAUGACUUGCUGAUUGGAACCCAGCGUGCUCAAUGGAACUACAUCGAAAUGGUGUAUGCUUCAGAUGGCGCACAGGGUCGUGCGAGAACUACCAAAUUAACCGACAAGCAUAUUAAACCAAACUCUUAUGACAAAAUGAAGGAGAGAAAGGCAACCAUGAAAUCUGGACUUAUAAAUUCAAUGAGUCAAGUUAAAGCUCUUUAACUCAAAGAUCCAUCUGUUUACUUAUGUUAGUAAUUAAUAAUAAUUAUUAUUAUUGACGUCAUUUAUCCAUUAAUAUGACGAAUCACUAUUUCGAUAAGACGAUUGCAAUUUGCAAGUGUUUGUAAUGCAGACUCCUUUCUUAGAUACAUAAGUAACCAGAUGGAUCUUUGAGUUAAAGAGCUUUAACUUAACUCAUUGAAUUUAUAAGUCCAAAUUUAUUUAUUUUUAUUUUGAAGCAUAUCGCCAUGGAGACGGGGUAGGUGUGCACAAGAGUAGCCUGGGGGAAAAUGGUGAAUCACAAGCCUGUUCCAAAUAGCCGCAUCUAUAGUUGGCAACACCGGCCGAGUUAUGCACAUAUACCGCUAUGUUUAGUUUUGUCACAAUUUU